UUCUUUAAAUUUCCAUUUAAUGCACUUAAAACCACUUUAAAACGUACAUACGUGCAGUCAAACCUUGAUAUAUCGCCGUCAUUUGUUUGCCUCAGUAAAUAAAAUAUGGCGCUAAACCGAAGUUUCCUGGAACAAUGAGAAUUACAUAAAAUAAUGAGAUCUACUGACAAUGUAAUCUGGUAGGAAUGUUGCUUCCUUUGCGGUAUAAUUUCGUAGUUAAAAGGCGGCUAAAGCGUUCGUUGUUGGCGUUAUAUCGAGGUUCGACUGUGUAUACAUUCUUCCAGUUUCGAACUAAUUAAAACUCCUUUCAGGUCCUCGAAUAUCAGUGGACAGGGAUGGCGAGGAGGAUAGCAAUAGUUAUUGGUACUAUCUGGCCGUGUUGCCCAUGGUUCUUCAUCCUCUGAUCCUCCUGAGACUACUUCAGCAUCGUUUGUUGGGUAGCAUGUUGCAAAGGAAGUGGUGCACGGCAUCCCGCUCGAGCGUAGCUUCCGGAGAAAACAGAAGUCGCACCAGUUCGACUGGAAACGACGAUUCCCUCCGAUCCAGGAGGAAGGUGAAUCUGACCAUCAAUUGCUCUAGUCCCACUCUGUCACCCAUGCAAACGGAAACACCAAGAAGAGACUCGCUGAAAUCGGAGAAUCAGUUGCCACCCGUCCAGCCCCUAGCACCCAGCAUAGGGCCCAUGUCCUUGUUGUCCAUCACCAUGAACCAAUUCAACUUCCUGUGGUCCAACAAAGAGAGGAAAGAGGGAACACCCACCGUUUCUCCGGCGGCUAAUCAUAAGAAAACGUUUCGUUUCUCUAGUUUACGUAAGAAGAGGAACAAGUUUAUAACCAAAGACAGUUUCAAUUCUUCUCAGGGCGAUAGUCAUAAUACCAGUGAAGCUGAUAUAGUGGCCUUUCAAAGAGAAGUACAAAAUCUACCUCAAUUCGAUUCUCAUUUAUCAGCAGCGAACUACUUGAGAGAACUCAUGGAACUUGGAGGUGAACCAAUGUUUGCGAGACCUCGUUCAUGCUCUGUCCCACGCGUGAUAUUCGAUGCCAGCUCUCUCCAGCUUCCAGGAGUGCACCCACACGGCUUACUUAUCCGAAGUGCAACCACAGAAGGAGGAUAUCCGACUUGUUCCUCGCGCAGUCCCUCUUCGUUAUCUCCUGGUAACAUUCCUUGCUCUUCAGAGAGUCCUUUACCUUUACCGGGAGAGAUGCCACUAAGUCAUAAGGCAGUGCUGACACUUGUCAAGGAGUGGUUCUGUCACUGCCACCUCGAUUUAGCGCACAACGAAAGCACGUAUAGGGAACUGAAGGAAUUCGUUGCGCGUGUGGCCUGUAUGGGAGAACAAUACCAAUGGUGGGCUGAUGAUAUGAGACUCAACACCGGUAUCGACAAUAAUCAAAAUGUAGAAGAUAAACGAGAGGAUGAUAUGCAAUUUAUAGAUGAAGAAUACGAAAGGCUUCAACAAUUAGUUAUAAACGGUGAACUUCCAUGCUCUAAGGAGGAAGCGGCCAUUUUAGCUUGUAUACAACUACGUGUAGAAGAAACUUGGCCUUCGGAGAGGAGAACAGUAAUGGAAACACAGCAGAAAUAUAAAUUAAGACCAAUUACUGAAGAUAUAAAGGAGUCUACAGUUCCUGACUUGACAGUGUUGACUUCUCCAAGGAGUAGGACUGAUACGGAUGAAAAUAGUGAAUUAAAUGAAAGUCACGAAAGCUCUAACACGGGUCAUGUCAAGUUUUCAAAGACAAAUAUAGUGUUAAGACACUGGAUAAGUGCGAAUGGCAACAGUACAGUCAUUGGCAGCACUACUAUAAAUGUCAACGAUUGCUUACCCCCUAACUACAGAAGGAACAAAAAUAUGUUAAAGACGAUCAAGGAACACAAACGUAAACUCUUCCACACUUCCGUUUACGAGAGUGAAAUCCACUUAAAGAAGUUAUACACACAAACUUGUAAACGACUUCCUGCUUAUGGAUGUAGGAUCUUUCAAGUUAAAGAACUCCUUCGAGGAAAGACUAAGAAGAAGGCAAACAGGAUUUUGGGGAUUGGUAUGGAGCACAUCGUCCUCCUGGACAGCAAAACGUUGCUACCUGCUAAAACUCAAUUAACUGGAGAAUUGCAGCAAUGGAGAACGGGUGGAGGGCGAUCCCACGAUCAACUUGUUCUGGAGUUUCGAGCCACCAAAUGGUCUUUUAUCACUCCUUCGCAGGGUACACUCAGGUCGAUCAGUACAGUCUUGUGGGAAAUUAUGCAAGAUUUGGAUACGCAUUUUCUUAACGAGCACAUUAUCUGCACCAAGGAAGAUCUGGAUAAAGAAAUGAAGAAGAGCGUGAUGUUUCGUCCAACCACCACAAUCUUUGGAGAGGAACUUGAGAAGUUGCAAUCUUUAUUACAUUUUCCUGAAGAGGUUGCAUUAAUGCUGUCAGAAACUGAAUACGAUCUCUUCUAUAAAGUUCCAGCUAUUCACUACAUUCGACAAGUUACUGUUGAUGUUAAUCUUCAUCCAACUUGCUCUUCCUUCAACGAAGAAAACGUCUACACGGUCCAGACCUUAAUUAAAAGAUUUAAUGAGGUCAGUUCAUGGAUAACUCAUAUAAUUAUAUCACAACCGACCCACGAAGAUAGAAAAGCAGUACUUUCGUGUAUAUCGCGCGUUGCUACAACGUGUUGGAAUCUUGGAAAUUUCAACACCGCUAUGGAAAUUCUAGCUGGAUUAAGAUCUGAGAAACUGAAGCCAUUUUGGUUAUCGUUGACCGAUAAAGAACAGGUAACAACGUUAGACUUCUUAACUAAAGCAUUACUCACGCCAGACAUGACUCAGGAAUGUGAAGAAGCGAUCAACAGAGCCUUUGAGAUGCCCCAUAGUAAGGUGAUUCCAUUCUUUGGAACCUUCCUGAAAGACUUAAAAAACGUGUUGCAAGGGAUGCCGAGUUUAGUUGUUCUACCAGCUAACAACGGACAGAAAUUAGAGUUUAUCUCCGAUUAUCACGGCGAGGAUCAUUUUCUUACUAGGAUCGGAGUCGGUGGAAUUAUUAAUGUCGAGAAAAUUGAAAAGGCUCAUCGAGUUUUGGAAAAUAUUCAAGCUUUUCAUCUUCAUGCUCUCAAAAGAGAACAAGCAUUGACUGAAAUUAUCAAUGUGAAUCAAAUAAGAAACAUUGAAGAGGAUGGUAAAGAAAACGAAAACCUGUACGAAAUUGAUAUUGACAGUUACAGGCCGAUACAACCUAUCAGCAAUGAUCACUGCAUAAGUUUCGUGCCAUUAAAUCAAAAAUAUUUGGAUUAUCAUCUCUUGCAGAUAAUGCAUCAUGGGCUUACAGUUAUACAUUGGGAUAACGAUGGGCAAAGAUCUGCUCUUUGCUACCUUAAACUAGAAAGGAACAAUGCUACAUUAACUUGGUGCAAACCUAAUUGGAGUUCUCUACGUGGAUCCGGAUGCCAGGAUUAUGUUUUGAGUGGUAACAUCGAAGAACCUGUUUCACCCGGAUUACUAUUGAAGUACGAAACGGGAGAAGUAGUACAGAAUAAUCUGGAGGAAGGAUAUUUAGAUCUGUGGUGCGUUAAGGAAGUAACAACGUGCGACGAUACGGUCGAUAUGUCUAUAAUGUCAAAACGUCACGGCUUAGAAGAGAAGUCGUCCCAGUGUAUAAAAUUAAUCUUUGGUGUUAAUUUAUCUGAUAAUAGAAGUUUAACUUUCGUAGCACCCUGUCUAGAAGCCCGAAAUUUGUGCGAAGGUUUAUCACAGGUUGUAGGAUUGCUGAGGCAACAGUAUCAACUGAGUGAUCAACGCAUUAAUUGGCUCAAAGAACGUUACUUGCAGCUCUAUUUCGAGGAUCAAGCUUGUUUCGGUCCAACUCCAGCAGAGGCCAUUAAGGUAUUUGGAGGAAGAAAGUGGACUUUAGGUUCAUUUGGGAGUAGCUGCUCUUCUAUGGACACGUCUGGAUUUAAGCGCGCCUCAAGUUUCGGAAUGGGUGCUUCGAAAUUGAGAAAGAAAAAGUCAUCAUCGUCCUUAGGAGCGAUUAAAGAUAACACCCCUAAAUCUCCUUCUGGUUCCAUCUGUGACAAUCCUAGUGAAGUCCUUCUUCGAAAACCGCGACCUUCCGUUCGCCAGCACAGAAGUACUAUCAAGAGUAGUCCUUUAAGUCAAAGUGAACAAAGUUCUGAUUGUAGUAGCCCUCAUGACGUAAUUUCACUACAAACUGUUUCAGCCGAAAAUUUAGGAACAGUCACGAGUCCACUGGGACAAUACUCGAUUGCAUCUUACAAAGAAAAAUGCAGACAAAAACUAAACUUAGAGUCUCCAACGACUAAUAAUUGGGAGCCAGCACAAACUCCAACGAUAUGUCGUCCAGCCAUCACUCAUUCAAGCCAGAUGGAUUUUUUGGAAUUUACAGAAUUGUUUCGUUCUUUUCUUGUUAGAAGUAGAAGAGAUCUUAGAAACUUAUUCGAACAAAUUUCAAUCACAUCUAAACACAAUCAAGAAUUGCACCUCGAUGCAGCAAAUAGUAGAUCGGUGACAACUUCAGAUAGCAAGAUGUUAGGUUUGUUGACACGUAAUACACCCUUUGACUUCUACGAAAAUAAUCAGAAAAAGAAGAUAUGCGAUGCCAUAGCUGCUGCGAGUAUCGUAUCUAAUUGUGCAGGUGUUGACACUUCGAAAACACUUGUACUUGGUGUGCAGGAAUUUCAAUCGUUCCUUUAUACCAAUCAAGGAGAGCGUGUGUCAGAAAAGCAAUUAAUAUCUUUGAUACAGAGGCACGAGCCAGAUCCUACUCUAAGGCAGCAGCAAUGUUUAUCAUUUGAAGGAUUCGCUCGUUAUCUCAUGGAUAAAGAUAAUUUUGCAUUUCUUUCCGAGAGCACAAAAUCGAAUGAAGAAGACAUGAACCAUCCUCUUUCACAUUACUACAUUGCAUCUUCACAUAAUACAUAUUUAACAGGGCAUCAACUAAAGGGUGAAUCUUCUGUUGAUCUUUAUAGUCAGGUACUUCUAACAGGUUGUCGAUGUGUAGAGUUAGAUUGCUGGGAUGGAGACGACGGGAUGCCUGUCAUUUAUCAUGGUCAUACCCUAACCACAAAGAUACCUUUCAAGAAUGUUGUAGAAGCCAUCGCUAAAAGCGCAUUUGUUACAUCACCCUAUCCGGUCAUUUUGUCCAUUGAAAAUCAUUGUUCACUUCAACAACAAGCCAAAAUGGCGGAAAUUUUUAGUACCGUCUUUGGUGAAAAAUUAGUCAGGCGAUUCUUAUUCGAUUCCGAUUAUAGUGAUGAUCCCCAGCUUCCAUCCCCUAACGAACUUAAGCACAAAAUUCUUAUCAAGAGCAAGAAAAUGAGAUCGACUCUAACACCAGCUUUGCCCCUAAAAUCUCGGGGAAAAUCUAUGCCAGGGCGAACGAAUAGUAUCAUCUCUACGGCAAGUACGGGUUCGUUCAAUGACGAUGAUGAUGACGAAUACGAAGAUGAAGACGAAGAAGAUGAACUAUUAGAAGUUAAAGAAAUCGGUGUUACGCAAGCAUCCCUAUCCGAAAGUUUCUCAGUUGUUGGUACUACGGAUCAAGAAGAGCUUCAAAGUUCAGGAACUGUUAGUAAAUCGGCAUCAUUAACAGUUCGUACAGAAUCAAUAUCAAGUCAGGAGGGAUUUGUUAACGUAAAAACAGCAAGCCCUGGACUUGCAUCGGUGGGAUCUAAGCAGUUUAGCCCUCUCGAAAAUGUGGCUGAAGAUGACACCUCGCAUAAACCUCGUAAGGAUGGAAGACAAAUUGCUUCAGAACUUUCUGAUCUUGUCAUUUACUGCCAAGCUAUUAAAUUUAGAGGUUUUGCAAAUAAUUCGAGCCCUACGAACUCAAUUAAAGUAAAGAAAAUCACGAGUAAAAAGAACGUUCUGAAUACAUCCAGUAAUGCUUCUACACCAAGUACACCUCCUCUUGCAAGCGAUAUCAAAAUUGAGAUUCCACCAUCUAAAAGACCAUCUUCAGCUUCCUGUUAUCACGUCUCAUCUGUGAACGAAAAUACUGCAAAAAAAUUAUGCAAAAGACAUUCUUUAGCACUUAUUGCUCAUUGUGAAAAUCAGUUAAUGAGAACAUAUCCAGCAGGUAUGAGAAUAGAUUCUUCGAAUUUCAAUCCAGUAAUAUUUUGGGCAUUUGGUAUACAAAUGGUUGCUUUGAAUUAUCAAACUGAAGAUGCCGCAUUGAACAUCAACACGGCAAUGUUCGAACAGAACGGAAGAUGCGGUUAUGUAUUAAAACCCAAAGUGAUGUGGGAUAAAUCCCAUAUGUGGUAUGGACGAUUUAAUCCCUGGGAUAAGAGUUUUGAUGGAUUACACGCUCUCAGCUUAUCAAUCACGGUUAUAUCGGGUCAAUAUGUCUGUCCGACUAGUUACGCUGGUAGUCCUCAGAUCGAAGUCGAAAUAAUUGGAAUACCAGUCGAUUGUAACAGGCAAAAGACCAAACUUAUACAAAGAAAUUCUCUUAAUCCCGUUUGGAAUGAUACUUUUCAUUUCAGGGUUAUGUUCGACGAAUUGGCAUUUUUGAGAUUUACUGUAACAGAUAUGGGAACCAAUCACAUAACUGCUCAAAGAGUAAUUCCUCUAAAGUGUCUUCGUCAAGGCUACAGACACGUUAGAUUAAGAGGUCCUCAAAAUCAAACGUUACCACUUUCUACUCUCUUCAUAUAUUUUAAAGCAGAAGAAGAAGGACUACUAUCACCUACCACCAAUGAGAUUCACGAAGAUAAGAAAUCUAAAGGCAAAAUGAAGGAAGUACCCUCUAAUGAAAUUAGAUAUAAAAGCGAAUUGAAAGAGGUAUCAGGAGUGAAUAGUGUACCAGUUAAAAGAAGAUUAUUCUUCUUGGUUGUCCAUGGUGUUAUCCCUGACGAGCCGAAUACAGUACUUAAAAUCACUCAAGACAGCACAACAAAGGAAGUUGUUACUCAGGCGCUUACAAAGGCUAAUAAAAGCCACGAAAACGUUGACGAUUAUGUACUAAUAGAAGAAGUGCAGAGAGGAUGGGAAAAGAAGUUAACAGAAAAGUCGAGCACCCAAAGAAUCCUUGAUCCUAAUGAAAGACCUCUAGAAGCUCAAGCUCAAUGGCAAGGAGAAGGGCGUUUCAUCCUUAAAAAGAUAACUGAUGAUCCCAGUACUAGAGCGUGGAUGACAAGCAUUAGGACACCUGCAAGCAGUAAAGAGCAGAAAAUGAAACAGGAAGCCGAUGUGGACGAUUGGAACGAUAAAGAAGAGUCAUUCUUAAUUUGCGUGUAUAACGUUUCACCUAAUCAACCUUACGCCAUAUUGAAAGCCCCUAUAUCUAGUACAGCACAGGACAUAAUUGCGCAAGCAUUAAUCAAAGCUCGGAGGUUAGAAGAUCCAUCCAGGUUUGUUCUUGUGGAAGAAAUGGAAUAUCCACCUUUAGCAGAGAGCACACCAACAGGAACCGUUAGAAAGCGUGGUAUACAUCGAGAAAGAAGGAUACUGGAAGAUAAUGAAAAUGUUUACCAAGUGCAAGCUAAGUGGAAAGUUAAGGGAUGGUUAGAGCUAAGAGAAAAAGAUGAGAUAACUGUAGAUAAGAAAAGUUCAGUUGGCAAAACUCCAAGCUUCAAGUUUAAUAAAUUCAGAACUUCCACGAAAGGAAAUGAUAAACAAGUGAAUAAUAACCACAAUAGACGCUCACCUAUAACAUCAGAAAGAAGAAUUAAAAGUUUAAAUGACAAUUCUUCAGACGAGAUUAAACUUCCCAAAAGACAAGUCCAUAGCGAAGGAGAAAUGAUAUCAGACGAUGAAGUUAAAGAUAUGUCGACUUCCACAACCAUGUCUAGAUUUCGUAAGAUAUCAUUGAGAAAGCUGAAAGUGUGGAGGUGAAAGCAUACCAAAGACAUAAUUCUUUUUUCAAAGGACUUUAACCCAUGUACCAAAAAGAAAAAAAAAAACAAGUCGAAAUCUUCUCAGAACUUCAUCUAGUCAAGAACCAUUUUUAAAAUUAAUUUAUUUAUUUGUUAAUGUUUAUAAGUGUCAUAAUUUAUUUUUUAUUUCGAUAUUGUCGUAAUGAAAGUGUGCGUAAAAUUAGUUUGUGCGUGUUCAUUUAUAUAUAUAUAU
Molecule: messenger RNA, 8071 nt
Organism: Centruroides sculpturatus (bark scorpion)
Lineage: Eukaryota; Metazoa; Arthropoda; Arachnida; Scorpiones; Buthidae
Product: 1-phosphatidylinositol 4,5-bisphosphate phosphodiesterase epsilon-1-like
Exons: 38
Coding region: 386-7837 (2483 amino acids)
Biological process (GO): small GTPase-mediated signal transduction; phosphatidylinositol-mediated signaling; lipid metabolic process
Molecular function (GO): phosphatidylinositol-4,5-bisphosphate phospholipase C activity; guanyl-nucleotide exchange factor activity
Source: RefSeq, a predicted model, not a curated record